AUGGCUUCAAGCGGGAACGACCUACCUCCCACGGAGCCCGACCCCAAGUCGAGCAGUGAUUACAUCCAGUUCAAAUGCAUGCCCCCCGGAGGUCCCUUGAACAGGUGGUCGACGACACUAACCCGCGGCCAUGAUUACCCCGGUGCUCAGGCCAUGCUCUACGCAUGCGGCGUGCCGGACCCAACUGUGAUGAAGAAUGCCCCCCAAGUCGGUGUUGCAACAGUUUGGUGGGAAGGCAAUCCAUGCAACACGCAUUUGAUGGAAUUCGGCCAGAUCGUCAAGGCCGCCGUCGAGAAGCAGGGCAUGCUUGGCUGGCAGUUCAAUACUGUCGGCGUCUCAGACGCUAUCACCAUGGGCGGCGAGGGAAUGCGCUUCUCCUUGCAAACAAGAGAGAUCAUAGCGGACUCCAUCGAGUCAGUAACGUGCGGCCAGCACCACGACGCCAACAUCUCCAUCCCCGGCUGCGACAAGAACAUGCCUGGAGUCGUCAUGGCCGCCGCCCGCCACAACCGGCCCUUCCUGAUGAUCUACGGCGGCACCAUCCGCAAGGGCCACUCCGCCCUCCUCGAGAAGGAGAUCAACAUCAGCUCCUGCUACGAGGCCUCGGGCGCCUACACCUACGGCAAGCUUCACGCAAAGACCAACCCCGGCGAGCCCGGCCGCACCAGCAGCGACGUCAUGGACGACAUCGAGCGCCACGCCUGCCCCGGCCCGGGAGCCUGCGGCGGCAUGUACACGGCCAACACCAUGGCCACGGCCAUCGAGGUCAUGGGCCUCACCCUCCCCGGGUCCAGCUCCUACCCGGCCAUGUCCCCCGAGAAGCGCCGCGAGUGCGAGAGGGCCGCCGAGGUCAUCAAGGUCGCCAUGGAGAGGGACAUCCGCCCCCGCGACCUCAUCACCCGCCGCAGCUUCGAGAACGCCCUGCGCUUGACCAUGAUCCUCGGCGGCUCCACCAACGGCGUCCUGCACUUCCUCGCCAUGGCCAACACCGCCGGCGUCGAGCUGACCCUCGACGACGUCGCCCGCGCGAGUGACAGCACCCCUUUCCUGGCCGACCUGGCCCCGAGCGGCAAGUACUACAUGGAGGACCUCUACAACGUCGGCGGCACCCCCUCCGUGAUCAAGAUGCUCAUCCACCGCGGCAUCCUCGACGGCGGCAUCCCGACCGUGACAGGGAAAACCCUCGCCGAGAACGUCGCGGACUGGCCCUCCCUGGACCCCAAUCAGCAGAUCAUCCGGCCCCUCGAGAACCCCAUCAAGUCGUCGGGCCACAUACGCAUCCUCCGCGGCAACUUCGCCCCCGGCGGCGCCGUCGCCAAGAUCACCGGCAAGGAGGGCACCAGCUUCACGGGCAAGGCGCGCACGUUCAACAAGGAGCACGAGCUCGACAUCGCGCUGAGCAAGGGCGACAUCAGGGCCUCGGAUGGCAACCUGGUGCUGAUUGUGCGGUACGAGGGCCCCAAGGGCGGCCCGGGCAUGCCGGAGCAGCUGCGGGCGAGCGCCGCCAUCAUGGGCGCGGGCCUCUCCAACGUGGCACUCGUCACGGAUGGGCGGUACAGUGGCGCGUCGCACGGCUUCAUCGUCGGACACGUGGUGCCCGAGGCUGCUGUGGGAGGGCCCAUUGCGCUGGUCAGGGACGGGGACGAGGUGACCAUUGACGCCGUCACAAACAGGAUCGAUGUAGCCAUCAGCGAGGAGGAGUUCGCAAAGAGGCGGGCUGAGUGGAAGAGCCCCGAGCCGCAUGUUAGAAGGGGAGCCCUUGGCAAGUAUGCUCGUUUGGUCGGAGAUGCUAGUCACGGUGCCAUCACGGACGGUUGGUGA
This is a messenger RNA of Clonostachys rhizophaga, 1821 nucleotides long. NCBI's taxonomy places the organism in Eukaryota, Fungi, Ascomycota, Sordariomycetes, Hypocreales, Bionectriaceae. The record is from the annotation of a GenBank genome assembly.